Molecule: messenger RNA, 1113 nt
Organism: Spirometra erinaceieuropaei
Lineage: Eukaryota; Metazoa; Platyhelminthes; Cestoda; Diphyllobothriidea; Diphyllobothriidae
Source: the annotation of a GenBank genome assembly
AUGGCGCCGGUAGGUCGAUCCUACGGUGUUUCGGUAAGACCACCAGCUAGGACUGACUUCGGUCGAGCGGUCGCCAGGAGCUGCAGCCGACGCCUACUAAGAACUCUCAUCAACGAGUGUCACAUUCGCCUGGGAAAGUACAGCAGGGAAAUCGAAAGGGAAAAGACAGCAUGUGCAUCAUACCUCGAGAUGGAACCCUUAAGAAACUUGCAGAGCUGGAUCUCGAGUAAGGUGAGCAGCGAGCGAGAGAAGAAGAGGGCCCAACUCCCGAACAAAAUGAGUAGUCUAAAGGAAGCACAAGCCACACUACCGGAACCACCCUCCGUCCACAACCUGUCAUCAAAACAGCUGACAGACGACCAGAUUAAAGUGUUUCAGCACGAAUCAGGCUACAACACAGGGGACGCACACACAGUGGAUUUUAUCGCUGCUCUUGAAGCGACACUCUCAAAGACGAAGGCCACAGAGGACACCAAGAACUCGAUUCGCCAACGAGUCGCAUCACUCAUCAUAUCCCACAGGCCACGUCGAACCAUCUCCUCAGCCGAGGUAAAUGCCAUUAAAGAAUUAAAGAGAGACGAAGACAUUGUGAUUGUCCCAGCAGACAAAGGACGGGCAACCGUGAUCCUGGACAAGUCAGAGUGCGUAGCGAAAACUCAGGAGCUACUCAACGAUAACCAGUCAUACAAGGUCAUUGACUCCGACCCCAUGAAAACACUGGUGGCAAAAAUCAACAAGAGUCUGAGUCUAAUGAGGAACCAGCAGGCAAUAUCUGAGACCGAUUGGCGACAGAUGAAACCGCAAGAUGCUGCCAUAGCACGCUUCUAUGGUCUGCCAAAGAUCCACAAACCAAGCGUCCCCUUACGGCCAAUUGUGGCGCUGAAAGGCACACCUACCUACGGUCUGGCUAAGUGGCUUACCAAACAUCUGAAGAAGCUGACGGUGGGCUCAGAACACACAGCUGUAUCCCCAUCACACUUCCUGGAAAGACUCCGAGGCGUCAAAAUAGCCCCCAAUGAAAUAAUGGUGUCCUUCGACGUCGUCUCUCUUUUCACCUCCAUCCCUAAAGAAUUAGCCACGAGGAUCAUAAAUGACCUACUGGAGAGGAGGUAA